AUGAAAACCAACAACUCAUUGAACAAUGAGCAAGACGAUGAUGCACGUAAGCUUGCCGCCGCAGGCUACAAGCAAUCCAUGCCUCGUCAAUUCUCGCUCUGGUCUCUCGCUGCUCUAGCAUUCGACUUGACCUGUACCUGGCUUGGAGUCGGUUCGUCAAUCGGCAUCGGCCUAACGGAAGCAUCAGGCGCCGGAGUACUAUGGUCUAUCAUAGUCGCUGGGUGUAUGACUAUGAUUGUUGCUGCUGGAAUGGCCGAGCUUGCAAGUGCCUAUCCCGUCGCCGGUGCCCAGUAUUACUGGUCUUUCAUGGUCGCAAGUGACAAGUACAAGCCCUUCACCUCAUUCUUGAACGGUUGGGUUAGUAUUCUCGGUUGGUGGCUCGGUGCUGCCUCUGUGGCGAAUUUCAUUGCAUCGAUGAUCUUUGAAAUCAUAUUAGCCUGGUACCCAGGAUUUAAAUCAUACCACUGGCAGCAAUACUUGAUUUACGUUGCCCUCACCUGGCUUGCUGUAGCAUUCAAUAUCUUCGCCUCUCGAUGGAUUCCCUUGUUUAACAAGCUGAUCUUUGUUCUGGCGGUCAUCACUUUGAGCGCUACGAUGCUCACUUUAUUCAUUGUUAGCCGCAACAAACAUGCGUCGGCUUCUUUCAUCUUUACAGACACAACCAGCAGAACUGGCUGGUCAAGUGAUGGUUUCGCCUUCCUUCUUGCAAUAUCAAAUUCUGUGUACUCGUUUCUCGGGAGCGAUUGCGGUGCUCAUCUGUGCGAGGAAAUACCCAACCCUGCGAAAAAUGUCCCCAAAGUGAUUUUGUACCCGCUUGUUGUCGGAAUGCUCACCGCUUUUCCUUUUGGAGCUUCACUAUUGUACUCAAUUACGGACCUCAAAGCUGUUUUUAACACUCCUACCGGACUACCGUUGAUUGAGAUAUACUAUCAGGGCACGCGUUCAAAAUCCGCAGCGUCGGUGUUGCUGGCUAUGUUCGCCUUUUGCUUCUUCGCCAAUAUGAUUGCCAACAUGACAACAUCUUCCCGGACUCUGUGGGCAGUCUCACGUGAUGAUACCUUGCCAUAUUCGAGUUUCUGGAUGCAAGUCAGUGACAGAUUCGAAAUGCCUCUGAAUGCUAUGCUUCUGAGUGGGACUGUCAUCACGAUAUACGGAGUGAUCUUCAUUGGCUCCACCACCGCGUUCAGUGCCAUGGUCUCCGCGGCGGUAAUCUUUCAGCAAACUUCAUGCGUACUCCCGCAAGCUGUCCUGCUAUACCGUGGGCGUGAAAAGAUUCUUCCUCAGAGAUAUUUCAAAUUAGGUAAACUUGGCCCUGUCGUUAAUGCUGUCGCUGUUUCAUGGGUUCUUUUCUUGGACGUUUUAUACUGUUUCCCGACAACUAGGCCUGUCACUCCACAAAACAUGAGCUAUGUGUCUGUCGUGUCUACUGGUCUAGUUAUUUUUAUCAUUGGGCUUUGGUUCACGACUAAGAGACAAGUGUUCAAGGGACCGAAGAUCGACUUUCAACUCAUGAAUCAAAGAAGAAUAGACGCUAUCGAACGUGAGGUUUCGGCUACAGCGCUAGAUUUUGGAGAAAAUAUAGAGCCAAAAGUGCAGAACGAACAUUGA
Molecule: messenger RNA, 1608 nt
Organism: Penicillium lagena
Lineage: Eukaryota; Fungi; Ascomycota; Eurotiomycetes; Eurotiales; Aspergillaceae
Exons: 4
Coding region: 1-1608 (535 amino acids)
Biological process (GO): amino acid transport; transmembrane transport
Cellular component (GO): membrane
Molecular function (GO): transmembrane transporter activity
Source: RefSeq, a predicted model, not a curated record